Messenger RNA from Cervus elaphus (red deer), 428 nucleotides. It is a transcript of the gene PRM3, whose product is annotated as protamine 3. The coding region runs from base 45 to 338 and encodes 97 amino acids. The transcript has a single exon. NCBI's taxonomy places the organism in Eukaryota, Metazoa, Chordata, Mammalia, Artiodactyla, Cervidae. Gene Ontology annotation, biological process: flagellated sperm motility. Gene Ontology annotation, cellular component: cytoplasm. The record is from RefSeq and is a predicted model, not a curated record.
CAGUGGCCUUUCCUCCCAGUCCAGAGAGGCAGCUGAGGCGGGUGAUGGGUUCCCGCUGUGCCAAGAUUGGCAUGGGCCACAGCCGGGGCCACGAAUACUCCAUGAAGAAGCUCGUGGCCUGCGUGAGCCAGGAUAACUUCUCCUUGUCAUCGGAGGGCGAGGAGGAGGAGGAGGGCGAGGAGGAGGAAGAGGAGGAGGAGGAGGAGGAGGGAGAAGAGGAGGAGCUCCCAGUGCAGGGCAAGCUGCUGCUGAUGGAGGCCGGGCAGCAGGAGGAAGGGGCCGAAGACACCGACUCGGGGGCCCAGCAGAGCCCCGAGCCCAAGCAGACACGCUCCUGACCUGCGACGUGGCGGAGGAAGAGGAGCCUGACACUGUUCCCGAGAGGAGGAGAGCUUUCAGAAAAGAGUCAAUAAAGAGUCUCCAAGGAA